CCCUUACUCUGGAGUGCGCGGGUCUUUACAAUUUGUCAACAGCGCCAUUGUUUUGCUAACGCUAACUGUUGGGUAGCAGUUGAAGAAAUUAGCUCGUUCACUUUUUUAACAUCGAUACAUACUUGUUCCGAAAUAUUUAUUACAAAGCGGAUUCACAUUAAUGCAUUCGGCUGGUAAUCGAAAAAGCAGUUAUUGGAAACGGAAUGAAUGCUAUUGUUAGCUAACUGUUAACUUGGGCAUCGCUGACGGUAACACUAGUGUUACACUAGCGGAAAGACAACGAGCUAACCCAAAUGGAGACAAAAUAUCCUACCUUGAAGAGACCUAAGAGGAAGCUCUGCUACGCAACAAACAAGGAAAAUCAAUAUACCAAAUGGCCAGCACCGCUGACGUUGGAGGAUGUGGACAAUAUCUUCAAUGACAUCGAUUCAUCCUCAAAUGAUGAUCUUCUUCCAACAUCUCCUCUGCUCCAGACUUUUGAUGUUGAGACAAAUGAGAAUAAGGGAGCGGCUUCUCCAGUAACACGGGAGGGACACGCAGUGGAACAUAUUGUAGAAUACCUCAUGGGUCCUGAAGAAGUCCUACAUUCUGCAACACAAUCAUCCACUCCUAAACUGGACACUGAUUGUGAUAUACCAUUUAAAGCACAUGGGCCAGUAAAGACAUCCAGCCCCAUUGAACACAAUAUGGGCAGCAAAGGCAAAGGAGAAAAGCAGGAUGAUGAAAAACAUGAAGUUGCGUCCGCAAUUCUCUUUCCCUGUGAAGAUGAGGGAGAAGAAGAGGUGAAGACAAAACCUCUACCCAUCCAGAAACCCCAGUGCAAUGGACAUAUCAGUGAGGAGUAUGAUGACACUGACUUGGAGUCUCCUCCAAGCAAGGUUGCUUUCACCAAGACACCUAGUAAAAGGAAGGCAGAAACAUGCAAAGAAUGCCCUGCAGCCAAAGAAAAAACACCCGUGAAACCUCAAACACCAGUUUUGAAAAGCAAAAGCAAAAUCCAGAGCUAUCAAGAUAACACAGAGCCGACUGCUCUGGCAGCAGGACAGGAGUCCGAAUCUGCAGCUCUUGGAAAAACCCCAGAAGCUGUUCACAAGCAGUCAGUCAUGGAGGUUUCCACACGUAUGGGCAAAGACAUGACCGCCUUUCUGCAGAAGGUCAAAGAUGCUGGACGGUCAAAAGCUUCAUAUUCCAAGAAGUCUCCAGUUAAAGCACCCAUUCCUCCUCCUGAGCCAGAGGAUGAUUUUAUGAUUAUGGAGGAUGAUACACCUCUUUGGGUCGCUAUUCCACGUAAAAAUGCCGCCAGUAAGAGACACGGGCACAGCAGGACCUCCAGCACCGAGAAAGACAGCUCAACAGACAAAGGAAAGAAAGAUAGCUCAUCAGAGACAUUGGAGAAGCUGCAGGAAUUGGAAAAGGCCAACGACAAACUGGAAAGUCAGACCGUUAAUCAAAAAAGGAGGAAGAAUGUAAGGAAAGAGAAGAACAAUGAGGAGACUGAGCCUGGAAAUGAUGAGGGUGAUUUGGCCGGUCCUCAGGAUCUUCCUGCAGCCGACUUGAUGGAAGAAGAGGAACCAAAGAAAAAUAAACAACAGCUCAAGAAGGUUCCAUCGAAGGACAGUGAAAAGGCAGUGGAUCAGCCUGAAGACGCAGCCAGCAGGGAAACGGAAAAAGAAAAGACUUCCCAAAAAGUGAAAACAAAACAGAAGUCUUCUGAAGUGAAGAACCCAAAGUCAUCAAAAGAUGGUAAACAGAGUACCAAGACAAACAGGGCUAAGUCAUUAAAGGGGACCAGAAAAGAGCGAGAGGAUUCUGUUGAUGCAAAGGAAAUGAUGCAAGUUGAUGUUGAGGAACAAAAUCAGGAGCAGAACAGAAUGGAGCGUGCAGAGACGGAAGAUCUGGGUUCUCCCAUAGACAAAGAAAUCCUGACAUCUGAAGCAGAUGGAAAGACUAAACAAACCAAGCAGCCGGUUGUGUCUGCAGAGAGCUCCUCUGAAGACAGUCCGGUUUUUGGGAAACGGAGAAGGCGUCAGACGGGACAGUGGUGGCUGAAUUGCGAUCACGCAACAGAUGAGACAGAGAACCAGCAGCCUACACCCAAGAAGACUAAACAGAAUAAGAAAGAGCCCAGUUCAGCAGUAGCUUCACCUGUGAAGGUUAAGAAGGUUUAUAAAAAAAGAAAUCAGAAAGAGUCUGUGCCGUCGUCUAGUCCGAACACGAAUAAAGCUAAAGGAAAGAAAACCAAACGGAACAAAAAAAGAAAUGCAAGAGUAGACACGCCAGGUAAGAAAACAAGAGAUGAGGUAUUCAGCAUGAGUGAGGCAGAGCAGACUGAAGAACAGGAGCAGCAGCAGGAGGUUCCCCAUCAAGACCUGGAUCCGGAGCUGUCCAGCCCUCUGGUCUUUGCUCACAGAGACCACAGCCUUAACUCAGGAGAUCAGUUAUUUCAGAGAAUAUAUCAUCACACCCCCAAUAAAAGCCUAUCCGUCACACCAGCAGCGCCACUUUCUCCAAGUCGACCGGAGGAACAGCUCAAAGAAGCAGAACCGACGAAACGUAGGAGGAAACCACCCGGUAACUGGUGGAUGACUGACGUCACGGCUGAAGAUGUGGAGAGCGUCCCAGCGUCCCAGCCUCAGCAGCUUCAUCCCAAGCAGCCCAAACCUCGCAAGGAAAGAAAAGCAAAAUCUAAGCCGAGCAGAUCUCCUGGGCUUGGUGUUCCCAAAAAUGGCAACAUGGCAGCCUCACCAAAACCACUGGGUGGAGCUGCUGUGCCUCCUCUGAAUACGAUGCCGCUCUCGGCUCCAAAGACUGUCAAACGCUCUCUGGCAACAUUUAAGGACAUUUUCACUUCAGGGACAGAGACUCUGACUGUGGUCAGCAGCAGAAAUGCACCUCAGAAGAACAAACGUAAGGUCAGUUCACAUCCUGCUGGGGACGUCUCUGCCACUGACGACACGCCACACAGAAACACUGACACAGAUGUACUCGGUACUGAUGCUGACAGAAGAUCACAAAGCGGCCACCACAACGAGGAGAACCCACAAAGUAGAGUGUGUCAGCCUGACAACACGUUUAGAGUCCUCAGAAGUGGGCCGUCCUCCAUGAUUGAGCUGGAAGAGCAAGAGAAUGACGACAUGACUUUUCCCUCACCCAGAGUCCAGGCUGUUCUCUCUGUAUCAGACCUCUGUGGUCCUCCUCUCAGACCUCUAGUGUUACAGAGGAAGGAUAAGGCCAACCUGACUGAAUGGUUUAAGAGUCUCUGGUCCACCGUUGCUGACAACAGUGCUGACAUCACUCCAGACCUGUUUGACUGGUACUUCUAUCAGGACAGAGUUAUUGGCUUCCAGGCGGACCUGAACAGUGGUUCCAUCUGCAGUGGAAAGAUCCUGCUGGGCUCCCACGCCAAGAAGCCUCUCUGGGUCGAUCACAGCGCUACAACAGUCUUUAACUUAUUAACAAGUUCUGUGAAUGUGACCAUUGACGGCAGUGAGUCCCACCUCAGCCCAGGACAAUCCUUUAUGGUGGAGUGUGGACAUGCCUACAGUAUCCAAAACACAACAGCUCAGCCUGCAGUGCUGUACUUCACCCAGAUAUUAGCAGAGAGUUUAGUCUGACAAUGUGAUGAUUUAAAUGGUCCUACUUUCACUAUUGAAAUAUAGAAUGUAAAUAAAAAAUUAGCUGUAAUUUUACAACAAAAUGUUUUUGAUCCUAAGCUAUGCUGCAAAUGUAUAAGAUUCUUGUUAAUAAAAUUUCCUGCUUUGUU
Acanthochromis polyacanthus (spiny chromis) is the source of this 3763-nucleotide messenger RNA. Its product is annotated as eukaryotic translation initiation factor 5B. The coding region runs from base 294 to 3614 and encodes 1106 amino acids. The record is from RefSeq and is a predicted model, not a curated record. NCBI's taxonomy places the organism in Eukaryota, Metazoa, Chordata, Actinopteri, Pomacentridae. The transcript is spliced from 17 exons.